AUGGAGACCUUCGCCGCUCGUCUCGCGAGCUUCGACUCUGUCGUGCCAGCCAUCAACUCGAGAACGUCCAGUUCAAGAAACAUUCAGCCUCAAAGAUGGGUUUGGGAGUCGCCAUCACCAGAGCAGCUGGCUCACGCAGGUUUCUACUUCCAACCAUACGACACUAAUCCUGACAACACGAUGUGUUUCCUCUGCGGUCGAGCACUAGAUGGCUGGGAAGAGGGAGAUGACCCUGUGACAGAACAUUUGAAGCAUGCACCUGAUUGUGGCUGGGCAAUUAUCAUGGAUAUUCAGUCGAAAACUUCGAAUCCCGCCGAAAUUGUAGACCCUACCAGUUCCACGAUUGUUGAGGCUCGCAGAGCAACAUUUGGKGUCGGAUGGCCGCACGAAGGAAAACGCGGCUGGGUCUGUCAAUCGGAAAAGAUGGUCGAGGCCGGGUGGUACUUCUGCCCUAAUGAGGAAAGUCCAGACUUGGCUAGUUGCCCUUACUGCAAACUGUCCUUGGAUGGGUGGGAAGAAGCAGACGACCCGUUUGAGGAACACCACCGCCGCUCAUCGGAUUGCUCCUUCUUUGUCUUCGCUCUACCCGCAAAACCAACCAAGAAGAAUACUCGCGCCAAAAAACCUCGUGCUUCAAAGGCGUCGCGACUUUCGACACAGUCGGUAAUGACCGCAGCCUCAGAGGCCCCGACAAUUGAUGACGAUAUGAUGGAUGUUAGCAUCAUGUCUCAGUCAACAGUCAAAUCUCAAUCAACUAAGAAAGCAAAGGCCACGAAAAAGACUACCAAAUCACGCGCCAAGAAAACGAAGAAAGAUGAACCUAUGGAAGUCAUUGAAGAUGCGGAACCCGAGCCGGUUGAGGUACAGGCACCUGAGCCAGAGAAGCCUAAACGUGCUACGAGAGGGAAAAAACGAGCCAGCGAAGCGGUUGUACAGGAAAUGUCUGCCAUGACAUUGACAGAUCCUGUUGUAGAUUUAGAACCAUCACCCAAGAGGCGAGCUACGGAACUUCGUCGUAGCGUGUCUCAACAGCCUGAAGAUGUACAGUCUUCUGUUUUAGAGGACGCUCCAUUAGAAGUGGCUACUUCUCCUGUGAUGCCCAAGAAAGGCCGCAAGGGAACUCAAAAAGCUGCAUCAACCCGAACGCGAAAGGUAUCAACAGCAUCCUUAUCUGGGAAGGCUGCGCAGAGCAGGAUCCCAGAUGAUUCGGUACUUGAGGCAGCCAUCGAAGCCGAUCUAGCUCGCAAUAUGGAAGAUACGGAACCUUUCGAGUUCCACUACAAAGACGAAGAGCGGGAAAGUGCACGAUUCCGACAGCAAUCAGUAUCCACAUCUAUAAAGGCUCCAUCGGAAUCGCACUAUGAGCGUGAAAAAACCCAGGACGCGCAAGAGGCACAAGGACCGGCUCCGGAAGACUCGAUUAUCGAGAUUGUCCCGGAGCCGAAGCAGAAGAAACAACCAAAGCGAAAAGCUCCUGCAAAGAGAUCAAAGAAGGAAAAAGUACCUGAACCUGAACCUGAACCCGAGCCCGAACCCGAGCCUGAGCCCGAGCCUGAACUUGAGCCUGAACCUGGAAAUGAACAAGAAGUCGAGCACGAGCCUGAGCCGGAACUUGAACUAGAACCAGAGCCCGAGGGCGAGGAGACAAUUGAGCUCGUAAAGUCGAAACCAAAGCGCACUUCACAGCCAAAGCGCAAGGUUCAGGAACAACCAGCUGAGGAGGAAGUCUCAAAGGCCAUGAUGGAAGUUGACCCUGUCGUACGGCAAAGCUCAGUCGUUGCUGUUGAAAUCGACGUGCGGGACCGCCAGCUUGAAAUAGACGAGACCAUCGACAAACAGCCAACCAAAAAGCAUGGCAAGAAAGCCACCAAAGGCAAAAAGCCGGCCGCUUCCAAGAGGAAGGAGAGUGACGUCGUCAUGGAUGAUCAGCAGGCCGAGACUACUGAAUCUCACGAGACUAUUGCUGAAGCUCCAAAACCUCAACGGCGAGAGUCGAAACGCCGAUCAAACCGUAAGUCGCAAGAGACUAAAGAUGACUCUAUGGUUAUGGACGAGCAAGAAGAUGCUGCACCCGUUUCAGCACAAGAGGAUCUAGUCGAGCAGCCUGUCAAAGCAAAACGUGGACGGCCUACCAAAGAAGCCCAGGAGGCUUCUGUGAUCAUGGAUGCGCGAGAAAACUCUGCACCCGCAGCACAAGAGGAACCAGUAGAACAACCCAUCAAAGCGAAACGUGGUCGACCUACUAAAGAAGCCCAAGAGGUUUCUGAAGAAAAACCAGCGGUUGAAGCCAAGUCAAAGCGGGGACGGCCUUCGAAACAGCGAUCUAUUCAACCCGAUGAACUAUCAGAGCAGCCUAAGUACGAGCAACAGACUAAGAAGGCCCAGGUGCCUGCUAAGAACACUCAAAGGUAUAGUGACUUGCCGAAAGACAAGCAUCGUGCACAAAGCUUUAUCGAGUCUGUUAUAAAUUCCUCACCUCAGCGCCCGUCGCCCAACAAUACGCAUUCCACAGCACAAGAAAGAACGCCAUCUCCAUCACCGCAAGCAUCCGACGCUGAGAAUCAACCACCAUCCACACGACCGCGAUCAGCCAGACCCCCUAUUCUCUCUCCGUCGAAACCMCCUGCCUCUCGUAUCCUAGCAGCCACUACACCGUCUCCGUCUAAGCGUCAAGAGGGAUACUUGACGUCGACCCGGACGUGGGAGCCGAUGGACAUUGAAGAGCUUCUAAGGAGUUUCGGUGACUUAGAAAACCGUGACUUUACUCUCAAUCAAGGCAACCUCAAAGAAAUUCUGACGAGCCCUGAGAAAAAGAUGACGGUCGAGGAAUGGAUAUACUUUAAUGCCAAAAGCGGCGAGGAGCGACUCCGACGGGAAUGCGAACGACUGAUAAGUAUUUUCGAACGUGAAGGCGGCCGAGCUAUGAGGGCGCUGGAGGGUAUUGAAUGCAUUGAGUGA
Molecule: messenger RNA, 2958 nt
Organism: Talaromyces amestolkiae
Lineage: Eukaryota; Fungi; Ascomycota; Eurotiomycetes; Eurotiales; Trichocomaceae
Exons: 4
Coding region: 1-2958 (985 amino acids)
Molecular function (GO): ATP binding
Source: RefSeq, a predicted model, not a curated record